Messenger RNA from Trichomonas vaginalis G3, 699 nucleotides. RefSeq names its product protein of unknown function, DUF4106 family. The transcript has a single exon. Lineage: Eukaryota; Parabasalia; Trichomonadida; Trichomonadidae. The record is from RefSeq and is a predicted model, not a curated record. The coding region runs from base 1 to 699 and encodes 232 amino acids.
AUGGCUGCACAACAACAAGAACUAGAUGAGAAGAACCCAUUCUAUGAGUUAGUUGUUAUUUGUUGUAGUACUUCUGGUCAAUUCGACCAAACCGUAAAUUCGUUCAAAGAUAUUAUAAAGAAGUCUAAGUUAGUAUGUAUAAAAGACUCUGAGUUGUUAGAUUGGAUAAAGAAGUACCAAAGAAGAGUUUUGAAGUACAAUGCUAUAAAUGAGUAUGUCAAUUCUAAGUUUAAAGACCCAAAUGAGGAAAUGCAGAGAAUAUUAGAGAAGAAACACUUCAGAAACAAACAGAAAGAGAUAGAAUACAUUUCGAAGAAAUUGCAAUCUUACGAUUGGAAGACUUACCCUCACAGAUGUCUUCUUAUCUUAGAUGACUUUGCUUCUCAUCCUUUGUUAAAGAACAGAGAACAAGACAUGUGUCGAAUUCUUAAGAAGCUCAGACACUUUAACAUCUCAGUUGUCAUUUGUGUACAGACAGCAAAGAGUUUAAGUAAGGAUGUAAAGAGAAUACUUACUGACAUUGUACUUUUCCCCGGAUUGUCCGAAGACGAUUUCAUGGAACUUAUGAAAGAGUCCAUGGCAGGUAAGUUUGACAGACAUGAACUCUGGGAGAAGUACAAAGUCAUACAAGACCCUCAUACUUCUUUCAGAAUUCAUAUCUACGCAAACAAAGUUCAAAUUGUAAAAAGUCAAGCUUGA